Australozyma saopauloensis is the source of this 1035-nucleotide messenger RNA. Its product is annotated as D-arabinose 1-dehydrogenase (NAD(P)(+)). Lineage: Eukaryota; Fungi; Ascomycota; Pichiomycetes; Serinales; Metschnikowiaceae. Bases 1 to 1035 code for a protein of 344 amino acids. Gene Ontology annotation, molecular function: D-arabinose 1-dehydrogenase [NAD(P)+] activity. Gene Ontology annotation, cellular component: cytosol. The record is from RefSeq and is a predicted model, not a curated record. Gene Ontology annotation, biological process: dehydro-D-arabinono-1,4-lactone biosynthetic process. The transcript has a single exon.
AUGUCUCAAUCUUCUUCCAGCAAUUACACUUUAGACGAGCUUCCACCACUUAUCAUUGGUGGAGCCGUCUGCAACACCAUAUAUUCAAAGGAUCCAUCGAAGCUUCCGCUAGCUGAUAUUUUCAGGGAAGCAUUUUCGAAGGGCAAUACCGCUUUGGAUACCUCGCCGUACUAUGGUAAAUCGGAGGAGCUUAUGGGCGCCGCUUUGGACUCAAUUAAGGAGGAAUGGCCACGUGAGAAGUAUUUUAUUUUCACUAAAGCCGGAAGAAUCCAAGAGGACGAAUUUGACUAUAGUAGACAACAUGUGCGGAAAUCGGUGUUGAGAUCUUUACAGAGACUCAAGACCACAUACUUGGAUGCGGUAUACAUGCAUGAUGUUGAAUUUGUUACUGCCGACGAGGCAUUUGAGGCACUUCGUGAGCUCGUGCAGCUCAAAAAGGAGGGGAUUAUUAAGUACAUCGGUAUUUCCGGAUAUCCCGUCGAGUACUUGUACAAGCUCGCUUACGAAUGUAGCACCACCCAUAGUAACGAAAUCGGGGCCUUGGACGUAAUUCUUUCCUACAGUCAUGGAUGUUUACAGAACAACAAGCUUUUUGACAUUUACGAGGACUUCCUCACCAAGGCUCACGUCAAAAAGCUCAUGAACGGGUCCAUUUUGAGUAUGUCGUUGCUUCGAUCCGGACCAACACACGAUUUCCAUCCUGCGUCGAAAGAGCUCAGAGAUGCCGUGCAAGAUUCCGCCGACAAGCUCUUGAAGGAAGAUAAUGUUGAGCUAGCCGAGCUCGCCACGAGAUACGCAAUCAAGAAGUGGCUGUUUCUUCCCGGAGAGAAGGACUCUGAGGGUAAGUUGAAGAUAAAUCCUAAGGUGAGCACUGUCUUGGGCGUGUCUUCCAUUGCGGAAUUGGAGUCGGCGCUCAAGGGUUUCGAAGAUGUCAGAAGUGAUUUGGAUAAUGGAGAUGAGGCGCUUUUCGAAAAGUUCCAGUUUCUGUUGGGCUCCCAUUUCAACGAGACCUGGCCCAGUGGCAUCGAGCACUGA